This is a messenger RNA of Phycodurus eques (leafy seadragon), 1921 nucleotides long. RefSeq lists its product as uncharacterized. Gene Ontology annotation, biological process: protein autophosphorylation; negative regulation of apoptotic process; regulation of mitotic cell cycle. Gene Ontology annotation, molecular function: ATP binding; protein serine/threonine kinase activity. NCBI's taxonomy places the organism in Eukaryota, Metazoa, Chordata, Actinopteri, Syngnathiformes, Syngnathidae. The transcript is spliced from 8 exons. The record is from RefSeq and is a predicted model, not a curated record. The coding region runs from base 125 to 1825 and encodes 566 amino acids. Gene Ontology annotation, cellular component: cytoplasm.
UCGGGCCCUUGUUCGAGUCCCGCCGGGCAGCAUAGGCGCCUUUGACGUGUUUGUGAUCCGAGCCCCUUUAUGACCGCGGCCGCGGCACGCGCAACAAGUCUCUAAAACACAGUCUUUGCGCAUUAUGUGCAACCAUUCCAUGCGGGGAAAGAAGCAUAACAGCGUGUUUGCAGGCAGCAACAACAACAACAACAACAACAACAUGAACGUGGAGAAGUUUCACCCUCUCCCAUUCCUGCCCACUAACAUCCACCCUGUUACAGAGACCAGAGACUUCACCCCCUUUAUGGAAGGCUGCGUGCUGUUAAAACCUGACACUAAGGCCGUCAGAAAUGGAGCCAUGCCCAUGAGGAGGUUUUGCGGCACCCUCCCAAUCGUUGGCGAGCCCAAACAACUGGCAGUCGAGGUGGCACAAACCAAACCGGAGACCAAAGAGCAGAAAGCAGGUGCAGCGGAGACGUCCCAGAAGGUGGCGCCGGUCAAAAGGACCAAGUGUCAGACCACCAAGAAACAAGAGACCCACCCCAAGGAGCAGAGAGCGGAAGCCGCUGAGGUGCCGGCAAAUGUUCCGCCGGUCAAAAGGACUAGCAAACGAAAAGCAGCAACGAAACCAGAGCCCCUCACAAAGGAGCAACGAGUCGACGUCACCCAGGUCUCGGCCAAGCAAUUUCCCGCUAAAAGGCCCAGACGCAAGUCCAACGCCAAAGCGGAGACCCUCGCCAGAGAACCCACCACCGAGUUGUCCGUCAAGGCCCUGCUGGCUAAGGUCCUAAACAGCAAAUACAGCGCGAAACCCGAAGUGGCCGUCGUCGCCAAGAAGCCGCAGGUGGAAGUCGCCGAGGUGUCCGUCAAAGCUCUGCUGGCCAAGCUAACCACCAAGAGGAAGUCCAGCAACAAAGCGGAGGCCCAAAAGCAAACCAGACAGCCUGUCAAGAAGGUCGCCCAGAAGGCCGCCGCCCACCCGACCUGUCCCUGCUGCCCGCCCGCCUUGCAACAGGCCGACACCACCCGAACGUUGUUUGUGCAGAAGUAUCAGCAGCUAGAGAAGCUCGGGGAAGGAGGCUUCGGAUCCGUCUACGCCGGUUACAGGAAAAGUGACUGUUUCCCGGUGGCCAUCAAGUACAUCCCCAUAGAAAAAGUAGAGAGUGUCUUUUUGUACAUCAAUGGAAAAGUCCAGAAGGUGUCCUUAGAGGCAUGGCUCAUGCUGCAAGCAUCCUCGUUAAAGAACGCCGAUGGGUCCUCCGCAGUCGUCCUGCUGUUGGACACGUACGACCUGGAAAAGGAGCUGGUUCUGGUCAUGGAGAGGCCGGUACCCUCUGUGGACCUCUUCACGUUCAGAACCAAAUACAAGCUCGGACCCUUAGAGGAGUAUGAAGCCAAGAACAUCAUGAAGCAGCUGGUGGACGCCGCCAUCAAAAUGCACGCCGUCAACGUCUUCCAUCGGGACCUGAAGCAGAGGAACAUCCUGCUGGAGGCCACCUUCAGUCUCCCCCGAGUGCGCCUCAUAGACUUCGGCUGCAGCUGCUUCGUCAACGAGGAACCUUAUCACGAAUAUGCCGGAACCUUGCGCUACGCCCCUCCAGAGUACGUCUUGAAGAGGCCGUACAAGGCCGGCCCGGCCACCGUAUGGCAACUUGGCGCUCUGCUCUUCGAAUUGCUGGACGGAACCGAACGUUUUGACACUUUCAUGUUCCUCAUCAAGGGCCUCACGUUGAACCGGGUGCUCUCCCAAGAUUGCAAAGACUUCUUAUGGAUUUGCUUGACGUCAGACACGGACCAGCGAGCCACCUUAGAGCAGAUGCAGUGGCAUCCGUGGCUCCUCUGAUACCACACACACUCACCCUCAAAUGACUUUUGCCAGUGUAGCAAGACUUGUGGAGACAAAUUAUAAACAGCUCAUUGGUGUGGGCUUUUUUUUUUU